CAGUGCGGCAGCCCGGCCAGGCGAGCAAAGCUGCUCGCCGCCUCUGCGCGACCCUGCAACCCCGGCUGCCCCGGCCACCUCGGCCACCAUGCCGCGCUCCUUCCUCGUCAGGAAGCCGUCCGACCCCCGCCGGAAGCCCAACUACAGCGAACUGCAGGACGCGUGUCUGGAGUUUACCUUCCAGCAGCCCUACGACCAGGUCCACCUGCUGGCCGCCAUCCCUCCGCCCGAGGUCCUCAACCCCGCCGCCUCUCUGCCCACCCUCAUCUGGGACUCGCUCCUGGUGCCCCAAGUGCAACCGGUUGCCUGGGCCUCCCUUCCGCCCCGGGAGAGCCCCAAGGCGACAGAGCUGACCUCCCUGUCGGAUGAGGACAGCGGCAAAGGCUCCCAGCCGCCCAGCCCGCCCUCGCCGGCCCCCUCGUCCUUCUCCUCCACCUCCGCCUCUUCCCUGGAGGCUGAGGCCUUCGUUGCCUUCUCCGGCUUAGGCCAACUGCCCAAGCAACUGGCUCGGCUCUCGGUGGCCAAGGACCCCCAGUCCCGGAAGGCCUUCAAUUGCAAAUACUGUAACAAGGAAUACCUCAGCCUGGGCGCCCUGAAGAUGCACAUCCGCAGCCACACGCUGCCCUGCGUCUGUGGGACCUGCGGGAAGGCCUUCUCCAGGCCCUGGCUGCUGCAGGGCCACGUCCGCACCCACACUGGUGAGAAGCCUUUCUCCUGCUCCCACUGCAGUCGAGCCUUCGCCGACAGAUCCAACCUGCGUGCCCAUCUGCAGACCCACUCGGAUGUUAAGAAGUACCAGUGCCAGGCAUGUGCCCGCACCUUCUCCCGAAUGUCCUUGCUUCACAAACACCAAGAAUCUGGCUGCUCUGGGGGCCCACGCUGACCCUACCGCCUCCCAGCAUCUCCCUGGUUCUAGAAGGAGCCUGUCCUCCUCACUGCCCAGAUUCCCUCCAGUCGCUUAUCUGACUGUCUUGGUCCACAGACUCUGCUGAGGCCAUAUCUGGUUUUGGUCUUUGCCUGGCUCUCUGGCCAUCUCUGCAGACAGCAGAUGGAGGGCCGUGGGCCUUGGAGUCCUCCCAGCCACUCAGCAUUCCCGAGAUGGAGCCUCUGUUGGGUGUGUGUGUCCAGAGCUGUCUGGACACAGCUGCUUUGAGCCACAGGACAGAAGCCAACCCACUGGCUUGGAAGCUCCCACCCCACUCAGGGGACCACACUCCCCUACCUCCCUCAAGGAACGCUCAGGCCACCUUCCU
This is a messenger RNA of Nannospalax galili (Upper Galilee mountains blind mole rat), 1253 nucleotides long. RefSeq names its product snail family transcriptional repressor 1 (gene Snai1). Gene Ontology annotation, biological process: regulation of DNA-templated transcription. The record is from RefSeq and is a predicted model, not a curated record. Bases 89 to 883 code for a protein of 264 amino acids. Lineage: Eukaryota; Metazoa; Chordata; Mammalia; Rodentia; Spalacidae. The transcript has 3 exons. Gene Ontology annotation, molecular function: RNA polymerase II cis-regulatory region sequence-specific DNA binding; DNA-binding transcription factor activity, RNA polymerase II-specific.